Ylistrum balloti is the source of this 1281-nucleotide messenger RNA. RefSeq lists its product as uncharacterized. The transcript is spliced from 5 exons. Gene Ontology annotation, biological process: mitochondrial protein catabolic process; mitophagy by internal vacuole formation. The coding region runs from base 1 to 1281 and encodes 426 amino acids. The record is from RefSeq and is a predicted model, not a curated record. Gene Ontology annotation, cellular component: mitochondrial outer membrane. Lineage: Eukaryota; Metazoa; Mollusca; Bivalvia; Pectinida; Pectinidae.
AUGGCAGAUAAGAAGGAUUUAUUGGCAGAAGCAAAGAGCUUCUGUGAUGGGCUCUCAAACGUGUUCAUGCUUAAGAAACGUGAUGCCCAGACACGCCACCUAUUGGAGAAAGCAAAAACACUGGUGGAGGCCCUGAUGGCAGAAAACCAAAAAUCAUCAGGCACAAAGUCCACUCCUCCAAGGCAGGCCCGUGGGUCAGGGGGCAUGGGUCAACUUUGGACGAAGUUAGAGGAGCUGAAACGCGAAAAUGAACUCCUGAAGAAAGGUAAGAGUCAAGAUGACAGGGGGACUUCCGGUUCUAUUACCAAGACACAGGGUCCUGGCGAGGUUAUUAUUGCAGAGCUUCAUAAGUCGAAGCAUGAUAAUGAGAUUCUCCGCAACCGGAACGAGAAACUUGAGUCGACGGUCCGCGAGAUGGAGGCAGUGGCUGCUAGCGUUCAGGACGAGUAUAAGAGGUCAAAGGUUGCACUGGAGACAACACAGAAAUCCAUGGAAACCAUUCUCAAAGAGUAUCGACUCAUGGAAGACAGCCUGAAGACGGCCAAAACGGAAAACGAUACUUUAAAACAAAGGCAAGGUAACGUGGAAACUAUUGACCGAUGCCGUUCCGGGGGACGGCUCCAGACUGAAACAUUGAGCGAACGCUGUCGUCCUAGCAACGUGGCCAUGCUGUACACGAGCUUGGAAAGCCAAGAGUGGGUGGACGCUAAGGAGGCACUAGAAGAUGACUAUGACUUUGAAGAGGAGAACAUAAUCCAGUUCCUGUGUACCAUCCUCAUGGAAGCUUUCAAAACCUGCAAAGAAGUGCACGAGACAUUGAAGGCCACGAUAGCGGAGCUCCUUAAGAAGCCGACCCUUGCCGUUAGCUUAGAUUUUGGUGGUGAGAUCAACUAUCGGUACAAACUACCAGAGAGUCUAACGGACGGUGUGGGGCAACAACUCCGACAGCAUUUUGAUGAAGUGGAGACCGAGACCAUUGUCAACAUUAUGUCAAAGAAACUCGCCAAAGAUUACAGAAAUUUCGCGGAGAACAACUGUCUUCAGCACAAGUCAAUUUAUAAAUAUAUGCACGCAUGCGCUAAGGUAACGUGGCAGAUGGUGGUGCAACAGCCGCAAAUGCAUCUUACAGUGGAUGACAAAAAAUUCGAUGAUGACAAACAUAAACUUUGGUGGUCAUGUGACCAAAAGAGCGCGAACAACGUGGACUUCUUCAUAUGGCCAGGGUUAUACGACUAUAAGAAUGGCAUUUUACUUGUAAAGGGAUGUGUAUAUGCCAGCUGA